AUGGAGACCGCCCGGCGCACCAUCCGGACGGAAGGGGGAACUGGCAAGAGAGGCAAAAAUGCAGACGAGCUCAUGCUUUCCAGCGUUCCUGCGGAGGUCUCGCGGCGAAACCCUGCGGCGUCUGCCGUGAGAAGCGGCCUUCUGCCCUCGUCAUCCGGCGCCUCGUCGUUUGGGCACGUACCUCUUCCUCUCAUACCGACUUCCACUUGUGAAAGAUCCUCUCUGCGCGUCGCCAGGCAUCCCUCCUUCGUGUCGCCCUCGCCUCCUCGAGCGCCUGUGGCUUCGUGGUGCUCCGCACUUUGUGCUUCGAAUUUUUUUUCACCUGGGGCGGCCCCUAGUAUUUGCUGCAUGCCGCGUCUUCAGCUGCGAGGCGCAGACCGCGGGGCCCCGCUCUCUGCGAGAAGCUGCGGGUGUCCGCGACGUCAUCGAGGCGCCUGUCGCCCAUCGUUCUUUCCGACCGAGGCGCAGAGCCACGGACUCCACGGGGAGACACUUCUCGAGUUCCCCUCCUCUCUUGACUUGCGCUCACCGGGGCCCUCCUCGGCUUUGUGUGAAUCUCACUCGCAACGUUCUGACUCGUCUGCGCUGGCUGCGCCGCGUGCGUCGUCAUCGUGUCUCUGUCGCGCGAUCGCUGCGCGCUCGCGCGAACCCAACUGCAUGCGCUGCACGACGCAGAACGGGCACCCGCCGCGGCGGGGUUGUCUGCCGCCCCGCGCCUUCUCCGCCUGGUGUUUGGCUUCGCUCUGCGGUUGCUUUCUGUCUUUCCUCCUUGCCGCCUGCUGCCUCCUCUCUCACGCUGCGUUCUUUGUUCUUCGCUGUCGCCUGCGCCCUGCCGCGAGGCGGGUGAACUCGGGCCGCGCUGCACCGCCUGAGAAGUCCUUCGAGGGCUCCACCCAGCGCCGUGGAGCGAAGGCGCCGGCGAACGCCGCAGGUCGCUCACGGCGCAGUCGCUGCGUUUCGUCCCUCCUUCUCGCGUUCUCAGCUCUCUCUGCGUCCGCGGUCGCUCCUGCCUCUGCGCGCCUGGCGGCGGGCGCGCCUCGCGCCGCGGCUCUCUCUCUCCUGUGGUCUCCGCCGGCGUUCUUGCGGGCUGGGUGCGACGCGCAGUUCGCUCCUGCGCCGCCUCCGCGCGAGGUAAGGGUCGUGCGCCACGCGGCAACUCCGCGACCGGCCUGCCUCCUGGCUCGCGCGCCCGCGGGGCCUCUGCCUUCGUUUGAGUCUCCGACGGGCGCGGUGCCUUCGCCCUCGCCCAGUUCUGGGGCGACGCCGGUCUCUGCGAGCCUGUCGGCGAGACGGCUGCCGGCCCAAGGGCGCCCGUGCGCGCAUCCACGGUUUUCUGGUCAUUUUCAAGCGCCAGGCCACCGCCUGGCCGCUUUCCUUUCCUCGCCAGCUGCUGUAUGGCGCAGCGGCAGCGAGUCGACGAGUCUUCUCCUCUUCGUCCUUUCGCCGAUCGCGCUGUUGCAGAGGGCUGCGCGCACGCACCCUGCCUUCUCCACCACCGGCUCCAGAGGGCGUCAGGCGGCGCGUCCGGUCUCUGCGGCCGCCGCGGCGCUGCUUGCUGCGGCGGCUCCGCCGAUGCCGAUAGCAGGCACAUGUGAAUCAGCCGUCGACUUUCGCGGCGGCAAAAGAACGUCUUCCCUUUGGUUUGCUUUCACGCGCCUGCAUGCGGCGGGUUGCCAGGCUGGCGGGCGAGAAGGACGAGACGAAGCGCGAGAUGCGUGCAGCUCCGCGUACAGGUUGGAGGCGUCCGCCAGUCGGAAGUCAAGUCUCGGCGCAGCGACGAGUGUUGCUUCGCAGGCGCGCGUGGGGGCAACGGCAGCCAAGCCCGUGCACGCUGCAACGCACAUGCCAGAAGAAGAGAGCGAGGCCGAACUUGACUUGCCACGACGCCUCUUGAUUCCUAAAUACAAACUCGACAGAGAGGCACAUCUGCGCGUGUACCAGCCUUCAGUCGUACAAGGCAAGCCUCUGGUUUCAGUCUUCCUCGUUGACGGAAACAACGAGGCUUUGACGCUGCGAUUUAGCGGACAUGGCCUCGCGGAGACUCGCCCCUACCGCGUGGUGUCUCUCUUCCGCCCCGAAAUGCCCGUGCCCAGCGUCAAAGAGGCGAUUCGCCCCUACGUGGAGCAGCUCCAGAAAUGGCGAUGCCGAAAUCUCCGCGUCACGUACCGCGGGUACCGCCGUCUGGCGUACCUCGUGAAGCGGAAGGACAGCGCCCACGUCGUGGAGAUGACGUUCGACUUGAUUCCGUCGGCAGUCCACUACUUGCAUGUGAAGCUCAAUCUUGACGACAACAUCAUCCGCUUCAUGCUCUUGAAAAACCCUCCGCUGCCGCGCAGCAUCGUGAAGCGGCGCCACAUGAUUCCUCCUGAGGAGUUCGAGGAGCUCGUUCGGUACAGUGGCCUGCCUGAGACUCGCUCCUGA
This is a messenger RNA of Besnoitia besnoiti, 2421 nucleotides long. RefSeq lists its product as uncharacterized. Gene Ontology annotation, molecular function: structural constituent of ribosome; small ribosomal subunit rRNA binding. NCBI's taxonomy places the organism in Eukaryota, Apicomplexa, Conoidasida, Eucoccidiorida, Sarcocystidae. The transcript has 4 exons. The record is from RefSeq and is a predicted model, not a curated record. Gene Ontology annotation, biological process: translation. Gene Ontology annotation, cellular component: ribosome. Bases 1 to 2421 code for a protein of 806 amino acids.